CCCCCAGCUUCCACCUACCAGCUCUCAUGGCAGGGGCGCGCCGUUGUGGGCUGCGGAUCCGACGGCUUGUGCCGACGACUCGGGUGGCGGAGCCACGGGCGCUCCCAUCUCCGGGGGCGGCUCCCCUCCCCGAGAUCGACCCCAACUCACCGGAGGCUCAGCGGGAGAUGUGGCGGGUGGUGCGGGAGCGGUUCCCCAAUCGGGAGGCGUGGGGGGACAUUCACCUCGACAUCCUUCGCUAUGCGAACUUCACCGAGCACGCGCGCUUCAUCGGCGACGACGGCUGCAUGGAUGUGGAGCUCCUCUUCUGGGCGAUUCAGGAAGCCGAGUCGCCAGAUCCUGCACAAGCGGCGAAGUGGGCGUUCUUCAAGACGGCGAAUCCUUCUCGACUCAACAUCAGGCCGCCGUCGGUGGAGGGGAUUGCCAGCAUUCCGCCGGAAUUCCUCCCCCCGGGGGUGGAGCUGCCCCGCCGUCGCCAGUAAGAGAUCCGACGCCUCGCCUGUCCCAACACCGCGCCAUCGAUCCCCCUCCCUGGCCUGGUGAGGGAGGGGAAAAGAUGGCGAGAUAUACGCUGUGUACUGGGGCAGGUGGCGACAACAAUCAGGCAGUGGAAAAUCCUAUCUUCAGAGGCCCAGGGUGCUCUACUUCUCCGGUGCUGGGGCAGGUGGCGACAACAAUGGUGUGCUGGGGCAGGUGGCGACAACAAUGUAAUGAGUGACUUAUCACCUUCAGUGGCUGUAAGAAUGACGCUUCUAUGGAGAGAUGUAAUAGGGAUGUAGCUUAAAACCCUGGUGUUUGUUCUGUGGCAGCUACUUUUGGUUGUCGCCGAGAGCUAUUCAACAGUCUAGUUCUGUCGUUGCCUUGGCUUAAUAAAAAGUUGGGGCGGGGGGCGACCCCUUUCUUUCAAAAAAAAGAAAGAAAAAAAAUCA
Molecule: messenger RNA, 929 nt
Organism: Aegilops tauschii subsp. strangulata
Lineage: Eukaryota; Viridiplantae; Streptophyta; Magnoliopsida; Poales; Poaceae
Source: RefSeq, a predicted model, not a curated record